GGGAGAACGGGGGAGACGCACCUGCCUCCGUUCCCUGAGACAUGAUUAUUUCAUGCUGCCACUCGGUGUUGGUUUCCCCGCAGCCCUUUUGUGUACGCGACCCCGCGCUGAAUAAUUUAGCACGCUGCUCAGUGAAUGAUGGAGGGGGCUGGAUCUUAAAACUGCAAACGGUGAGCAAGGAGCUCUCUCCUCUCACGGCACCCCUCUUCACACAGGUGAGCGAGACGCCUUGCAGCACACGCCGCUGAGAUACUCUCCCUCACACCUAGCUGGAGCAAGAGAGAGAGAGGGGGGAGGAAACCACAGACAUGGAGGAGUCGCACAGGAAGUUCAGCCCGCGGAAGGUGCGCUUCAAGCUGAACUCGUCGUACAGCGGCCGCGUGCUCAAGCACGUCUACGAGGAUGGCCAGGAGCUGGAGAGCCCCGAGGAGAAGUACCCGCACAGCUUCAUCCACACCAAGAUCCCACGCCACCUGGACGUGGGCCAGCUGUGCAGCUUCACCGACCUACCUGAGCAGCCCACGGGGCUCUAUGCGCAGAGGAUCAACGUCUACAGGGGAGCCACCGGCUUCAGACCCCCGGCCUUCGGUGACCUGCCACAGGAAGACCCUAAUGCCCCGGUGCUGGACUUCGGGAAGAUCAUUAUCUACACCAGUAACCUGAGGAUCAUUCCUGCACCCCAGAGAAGGAGGGAGAGCGAGGGCGAGGCAAGAGGAGCUGGGCAGGAUCAAGGAGGGGGAGGGGAGGAAGCUUCUAAGGGUCAUGGCCACCGCAGCAGGGGCAAACACAGAACUAAGUGUGGCCAUGGAAACAAGGAGAUGACCCCUCCAAAACCCAAGUCGACAUGCCAGCAGGGUGCCAGCGGCUGUCUGCAGUGUGGAGGUUCAGGCUGUGCCCCCUGCUCCCUGUGCCACGGCAGCAAGCUCUCCAUGUUGGCCAUCCGAUUCAACGAGUCCAUGAGGGACCGGCGCUGUCAGGGCUGCUAUCCAGAGGGCCUGGGACCCUGCCAGUCCUGUGCCCAAUAGAGGAGCAAUGGCUGUUAGAAAAGGCUUACCUCACUGCAGAUCACGGGCAUACUCUAAAUGUGUCUGGGACAAGAGUAGCAAAAGAGGUAUUUAUAGGAGUGCCACACUAGUGGGAAUGUGUUUAUGUGUUUGUGAGGGUGGGUUUGGGGUGAGUGCUGGGGGAUUGGACAGUGCGAGACAGUGCUUCUUAAUUUCUCUGAAGAGAGCAGACAGAACACUGCAACUGAGGGGAUGAUGUGAUUGCGCUCUUGCGAGGAGAGUGUGGACAAAAUGACAGGCUGGCAGGAAAAAUGGCCGUAAAUGGGAUGCUGAUUACUGAGCAAGUCGUGACAUUGGAUACAGCGAGGGACCCAAUGGGUGAGAAGUGGGUGUGCACAGGCACAACAGGAGUUGAUUAGGAGACCUACAUUGUUAAGAGGGAGAGCAUGAGACUGAGAGAAGGACAUCAAACUGGAGGGGGUAAAAAGGUUCCAUCAAGUCAUUAGAGUGAUGUUCUUGUUAUUAUUCAAGCUCCUGUCAUAUUCCAGGAAGACAGACAGAGAGAGAGAGAGAGAGAGAGAAAGAAAAAGAAAGAGAGAGACAGAAAAGGGAAAGGGUGACUUGAAUUCACUUUUAAGUGGAAGUUUUUGGUUUGC
Messenger RNA from Clupea harengus (Atlantic herring), 1660 nucleotides. RefSeq names its product glutaredoxin domain-containing cysteine-rich protein 2 (gene grxcr2). The record is from RefSeq and is a predicted model, not a curated record. Bases 309 to 1025 code for a protein of 238 amino acids. NCBI's taxonomy places the organism in Eukaryota, Metazoa, Chordata, Actinopteri, Clupeiformes, Clupeidae. The transcript is spliced from 3 exons. Gene Ontology annotation, biological process: sensory perception of sound.